AAAUUGUUUCCCUAAAAAGAAAAGGAAAUGAAAACCAUUCUCGUCAAGCCGUCAAUAAAGCCAUUAAACAGAAAACAAACUAUGAAGAAAAAGACCGAACCUAGUGUAUUCAAUGUAACCGAAAAUGAGAAAAUCAAACUUUCUGAUCCGGAAGUAGUGUCUGACGCUGGAGAUGAUGUGGAUUGGAAGGGGAAGCAAGUGGAAGACGACAACAUUCAUGUUUUGUGGAGCGACUUCCGGGACAAUACAACGAUGCAUGGACUGAAGAACAUGAAUCUAAAACAGCGUCAUCGACUGCGCUGUUGCAUUUGGGCUUCAGCAUUGGUUGCUAUGGGCUGCUUUCUGAUCUACAUAACCUACGAACAAGUCAGCAAUUACUUCAAAUACCCUACUAUUAUCAACACGCAUGUGCAAACCGAAACAUCCGUUAAGUUUCCCGCCGUUACUUUAUGCAGCGCGUCACCAUUGAAAAAAGAAUCUCUGCCCGACAUUCUUAAUCUUGAAUACUUCUUCUUGUCACAGAGUGUUAUUGGUUGGAUGUACCCACCUUUGAAUUUGAGCAAAUCAGAAUACUCCAAGUAUCAUCUUCCGUUAAAUGCAUCCUGGGUAAAUGAUACAACCAAUCAAAUUGAAAAUCUCUUCUUGUUUUGUAAAUUUGAUGGAAAGGACAGAGAUUGUGAAAGCAGCAUGGAACCCAUUGUUACCCAAGUUGGUGUAUGCUACACUUUUAACAGUCGAAAAUACGUCAGUAAGAAUGGCAGCAUUAUGACGUCACGAACUGGAAGUACGUCAGGUUUGCUAUUGUACCUGAUUGUUAAUCAGAGCAACUAUGUGUUUAAUGACGUAAUGGCAGCAGGUGUAAAGGUGAUUAUCCACGAUCAAAAUGACGAGCCCGAUGUUAUUGACAAAGGCUUUUUCGUAUCACCUGGCUUCUCGACGUUCGCUUCGAUUUAUAAAACGGAGUAUCGAUAUUUGCCUAGUCCUUUCAAAAUGAAUGGGGACCAGUUUUGUGUGGAUACAAAAUUUCCGGAUUACAAGAAUCCACUACAUUACUAUGACGUAUACUGUAAAACCGCAUGUCGAAUGGAGUGUAAACAAAACCACGUGAUCCGACUUUGUGGAUGUCGGUCACCUAAUGAUAAAGGAAAUGAAACAAUAUGCUCCCUUGUAAAAUUAACAGAAUGUUACAAAGUUGAAACUGAGCGCUUUGACCAGAACGGAACCGCACAGGGACAGUGUCUUUGCCCCACGGAGUGUGAGUACGAUGAGUAUCAGGCACAGCUGUCCACUGGGUCUUUUCCCGCCAAAAACUAUCAGGCUGUCCUCAACCAGAUGGGUAUCAAAAACAUAAGGGAAACCUACCUGGAACUGGCGAUUUAUUAUGAGUCCCUUGGCGUUUUAAAAGUGGAGCAAAAACCAGAGUACAGCUUCGAAGAUAUUAUUGGUUUGUUGGGAGGACAGAUGGGUUUGUUUCUGGGAGCCAGCCUGCUGACUCUCACUGAACUCAUUGAGGUCAUUCUCUUGUCGUCUCUGGUGGUCGGGAGAAAAUUUUACCAUCGUAUUGUAAAGAAUUCGUAAAAUUGCAGAUACUGAAAUGGUUGCAAUGUUGUAUUUCCCAUUUAUCCCAUAAUAGUGAUGAAAAUGUAUCAUUGCAUCGUAAUUGUAUGCAACAUCGCAAAGACUGACGUAUUUACUUAACCCUUAAACAUAUUUAUUACUUUUUCAAUUGUGUAGAAUAAACAUAUGA
This is a messenger RNA of Magallana angulata, 1747 nucleotides long. Its product is annotated as acid-sensing ion channel 4-like. Gene Ontology annotation, biological process: sodium ion transport. Gene Ontology annotation, cellular component: membrane. Lineage: Eukaryota; Metazoa; Mollusca; Bivalvia; Ostreida; Ostreidae. Bases 28 to 1578 code for a protein of 516 amino acids. The transcript is spliced from 8 exons. The record is from RefSeq and is a predicted model, not a curated record. Gene Ontology annotation, molecular function: sodium channel activity.